This is a messenger RNA of Drosophila navojoa, 2088 nucleotides long. It is a transcript of the gene nAChRalpha4, whose product is annotated as nicotinic acetylcholine receptor alpha4. Gene Ontology annotation, cellular component: postsynaptic membrane. Gene Ontology annotation, biological process: monoatomic ion transmembrane transport. The record is from RefSeq and is a predicted model, not a curated record. NCBI's taxonomy places the organism in Eukaryota, Metazoa, Arthropoda, Insecta, Diptera, Drosophilidae. Gene Ontology annotation, molecular function: acetylcholine-gated monoatomic cation-selective channel activity; transmembrane signaling receptor activity.
AUAUUUAAUUAAAUGUAAUUAUAAAUAUUAAAAAUAUAAAUUUGAAGUAUACAUUGUGGCGAAUCGAAAUAAUAGCAAUGAAGUUAACAUCUCAAGAAAGCAUCAAGGCUUGGAUACUAUCAGCUUUGAUGGUACACGGCGCUGUUGCAGGCAACCCGGAUGCUAAGCGCCUUUACGAUGAUCUCUUGAGUAACUACAACAAACUGGUACGCCCAGUUGUUAAUACUACAGAUGUCCUCAAAGUUUGUAUAAAACUUAAGCUUUCGCAGCUGAUAGAUGUUAAUCUUAAAAAUCAGAUCAUGACUACGAAUCUUUGGGUGGAACAGUCAUGGUACGACUACAAAUUAAGGUGGGAGCCCAAAGAAUAUGGGGGAGUGCAUAUGCUACACGUUCCAUCCGAUCACAUUUGGAGACCAGACAUUGUACUUUAUAAUAAUGCUGAUGGUCAUUAUGAAGUGACACUUAUGACAAAAGCAAUAGUCUAUAGUAAUGGAUUGGUGAUUUGGCAACCACCUGCCGUCUAUAAAUCGUCUUGUUCAAUCGAUGUUGAAUAUUUUCCAUAUGACGUGCAGACGUGCAUCUUAAAAUUAGGAAGUUGGACCUAUGAUGGUUUUAAGGUGGACCUGAGACACAUGGACGAGCAGCAGGGCAGCAACAUUGUUGACGUGGGCGUAGAUCUAUCGGAGUUUUACAUGUCUGUCGAAUGGGACAUUUUAGAAGUUCCGGCAGUUCGGAAUGAAAAGUUUUAUACAUGUUGCGAUGAGCCGUAUUUGGAUAUAACGUUUAACAUUACCAUGCGAAGAAAGACUCUUUUUUACACGGUUAAUAUUAUAAUACCAUGCAUGGGUAUUUCUUUUCUAACGGUACUGACUUUCUACUUACCUUCUGAUAGUGGAGAAAAGGUUACUCUGUCCAUCUCGAUUCUCAUUAGUCUCCACGUGUUCUUUCUUCUGGUCGUGGAAAUCAUUCCGCCAACAUCGUUGGUUGUACCUUUGUUGGGCAAAUAUCUGAUAUUUGCCAUGAUAUUGGUUUCUAUAAGUAUUUGUGUGACAGUUGUCGUGCUGAACGUUCAUUUUCGGUCUCCGCAAACCCACAGGAUGGCACCGUGGGUCAAACGUCUGUUCAUUAACUUUUUACCCAAAUUUCUCUUCAUAAAGAGACCAACAUAUAACUUUGAAACAAGCAAAUUGCUUUUGAAGGACGCUCACGCAUGCUUUUAUCCGUAUUACUCUUCAACUAAUAUUGAUCGCCUUGUAAAUUCGGGUUAUAGCCACACAGCCUCCAAGGAAGAAUUAACAACGCAGAGUUUAACCAGCACUGGACCUUUUGGAGGAAGUUGCCAAGUCCAUGGACCAUUGCCUCAACUAACACACUCGAGCUCAGAUGAUUUAACUGCCGUCCCUGACUUAGAUACUGGAAACUCUGGAAUUAAAAGUCCAAUAUUGAACAAUCCAGCCUUUUCUCACUCAAAAUGCCCACCUCGAGUACAUCGCAGUUGUUUCUGUGUGCGUUUCAUAGCAGAGCAUACUAAAAUGCAAGAGGACUCCACAAAAGUUAAAGAAGACUGGAAGUAUGUCGCAAUGGUAUUGGAUAGGCUCUUUCUUUGGAUAUUCACACUGGCUGUCUUGGCGGGCACAGCGGGCAUAAUAUUGCAAGCGCCAACCUUAUACGAUGACCGGAUUCCCAUAAUCGAGCAAAAGGACCUAGAGUUUUCCGGCACUUCAGCCGGACGCUGUAGACCUGCGCAAUAGCGAUUUUAUGCCAAUACUGUCUAAAACCCUAGCAGACCAUUUUAAAUGUAUUUAUUUUCGAUGUGUUUUCUGUGUUCCCGUUUCUCUAAACCUGAAUCAAAAACUUAACUAAAUUCAUCGCUAUAAACUUAAAUCUGUUAUGUAUGUAUCGCUUUAUCAACGAAAAACAACGUUAACAAUAUUUUUAAGUUCUGAUCGAAAAUAUUAGUCUGAAACAUAAGGAAAAUUUAGCACGGCUAUACUAGUAGAAAAACGGUACUAUUCAAGCUAUUCAAUACUCAAAACGUAUUACAAAUUAUAAAAAAGUCUAGAAUGCACACUUGUUUCUACUAUUAUU